Procambarus clarkii (red swamp crayfish) is the source of this 1326-nucleotide messenger RNA. NCBI's taxonomy places the organism in Eukaryota, Metazoa, Arthropoda, Malacostraca, Decapoda, Cambaridae. The record is from RefSeq and is a predicted model, not a curated record.
AUGAUUCGUACGGCUGGUAAGCCCCACAAGUGUCCAGAGUGCCGAGGAAAAUUCAAGGACCUUAGCACUUUGACGUGGCAUAUGUUUGUACAUUCUGAUGAUAAUCCAAACAAGUGUCCCAAGUGUGAGAAAAAAUUCAAGAACAGUAGAGGUUUGAGAAUGCACUUGGAAGAUAAGUGUGAUGAUUGGCCCUACUCGUGUCCUCAGUGUUCGAAAAAGUUCAAUGCCUCUGCAACUUUGAGACAUCACCUCAAAGAUCAUUCAGAUGAUAAGUCUCACGAGUGUUUUGAGUGUGCGAGAAAAUUCAAGAACCUUAGCACUUUGAGAAAACAUUUGUUAGUACAUUCUGAUGAUAAGUAUCUCAAGUGUUCUGAGUGUGUGAGAAAAUUCAAGAACCUUAGCACUUUGAGAAAACACUUGUUAGUACAUUCUGAUGAUAGGCCUCACGAGUGUCCUGAGUGCGCGAGAAAAUAUAAGGACCCUGGAAAUUUGAGAAGACACCUGCUAGUACAUUCUGAUGAUAGGCCUCACGAGUGUCCUGAAUGUGCGAAAAAAUUCAUGAUCUCUGACAGGUUGAAACAACAUCUGUUAGUACAUGCAGUACAUAAUAAGCCUCACGAGUGUCCUGAGUGUGCUAGAAAAUUCAAACACCGUCGCAAUAUGCAACAACAUUUGUUACAACAUUUGCGGGAUAAGCCUAAUAAGUGUCCUGAUUGUGGCAAAAGUUACAGAAAUAUGAAGAAUGUAAGAGUGCAUACAGGUGAUACAUCUCGCAAGUGUGAAGAGUGUGAGAAAACAUUUAGUCAACUUACAAACAUGAAGAGGCAUGUGUUGGUGCGCUCUGAUGAUAAAGUUAAUCGUUGCCCAAGCAAGCAAAAAGAAGCAGAAUGCGAAGAGGCAUCAAUUCCACCACAUACGUUAGUGAACUUUGAUAAUGUACCUGAUGGGCUCGCGAGUGAUCAACAAGAUGCAACAUCAAUUCCACAACAAAUGUUAGUGAAGAUUGAGCAUGAUCCUGAUGAGUUUUGGAGUGAACAAGAAGCAGAGUAUGAUGCAGCAUCAAUUCCACAACAUAUGCUAGUGAAGAUUGAGCAUGAUCCUGAUGAGUUUUCUAUGGAACAAGAAGAAGCAGAAUGUGAUGCAGCAUCAAUUCCACAACAAAUGCUAGUGAAGAUUGAGCAUGAUCCUGUUGAGUUUUCUAUGGAACAACAGGAAGCAGGAUCAAUUCCACAACAUAUAUUGGUGAAGUUUGAUAAUGAGCCUGAUGAGUUUUCUAUAGAACGACAAGAAGUAGAACGUGUGAUAGAGUGGAUGUUCGGUGAAUGA